GAAGAACUAGCCCUCCUGAAAUUUGCAGCGUUCGCAAGAGCCAAAGUUGGCCACGAUGAAUAUAAACACAAGUCACUGAUUCUCUCGUGAGAGGGGGCUGGAGUCCUACUCAAGGAGCUCUAGAUCGUAGGAAGAUAAGACCUCCUGUCGAACAUCCCCUUUCGAGCUUUGUCAGUCUUCAGUCUGGGACAAAGGGACGGAUAAAAUACAGAGAGCUCCAGAGAAUCUUUAAAAAAUAUGGCUUCGACUUCGACAAUUCCUUUGGAGCUCAGAUUGAGCUCAGCAGCCCUGUCGUCGACCCAGGGGCCACCCUGCAAGCUUGCUUUUGCUUAUAAUCCGUUAUUGAAAGCCUCGACGAGCUUGUCAUCGAUGGAUCUCAGGACUCGUUCAUAUUUUCUUCAGCCUGCGUUUCGAACCUCUAGAUGCCGCCUAUCAGUCGCCUGUACUGAGCAAGGAAGUGGCAAGUCUCCAGCUCCUUCGGAGACUGACAAUUUGAUGGCAAGUAUGAUCCCAUCAGACGAGAAGGUGCCUCUAGACCCGAAUGAAAGCACCUCCUUGCAGGCCAUGACAGCUGUGCUGGUGGGAUUUUGCCUGGGCUACUUCACGACCAGGGUUUGGAGAGCGGGAUGGUUUCUUGUGAAGUCGUCUUUGAGGGCUAAGAGAUUGUGUACGAAGUUGGAUCGAUAUUUCCCUGCAGCGAGGAGCACCAUGACUCCCGUGAUCUUCAACAAUAUUGCAAAGGAGAACGGCAUUUCCAGAGAGGCCGUCUUAACGACAUACAUCCACCACGUGCUGAUUGUACGAACUUUCGAUGAUGAACUAGUGGCAGACCUCACUCACUUGAGGAGAGUGUCGAACCUCGAUGAUAAAGCCGUCGUUGACAUACUGUGCGAGAUCGGUAGGAGGAUAGUGAGGCUCGGAGGACCCUUGUGUGUAGACACGACGGGAUUAACGGAAUGGGAAUUGGAAGAUCAAAGACUGACGAGGCUUGCAUUUACCAAAACUCUUUCCCUGGCUGAAACCUGGUUUCCAGAUAAUCUGGAUUCGUCCAAAGUCGUGGAGGCAUUCGAGCUGACCGAAGAGGACGCUGUGAAACUUCGAAAAGAUCCUUUAAUCUUCGGUGACUCUUAAAUUGGAAGUUUCGGCCUAUGGAAGAGUUCAAGUCUCCAUAGUGGAGGAGGAGAUAGAAGAUGCUGCUCACUGUAAGACACUUUCAGAAGUGCUUACAAUUGCAGACAGGGAUUUAGAUUCUCAAGUGAUGAAAUCCAGCCCCAUAAAGCCUACCUGUUUCCCACAAUGACUGCUGGCUGAAGAUUGCAUGCUUUAAUUUUCAUCUUAAGCCUCUCAUGCGCCUCUCAGAGGCGUUUGAAAGAUGGUCAAGCAGACAUUCAUCCAAUGUGACGAUGAAUCCCAUAAAAAUAUGAUGCACGGCCAAAGAAUAUAAUUUCAGUUUCC
Messenger RNA from Marchantia polymorpha subsp. ruderalis, 1455 nucleotides. NCBI's taxonomy places the organism in Eukaryota, Viridiplantae, Streptophyta, Marchantiopsida, Marchantiales, Marchantiaceae. The record is from the annotation of a GenBank genome assembly.